Messenger RNA from Rattus rattus (black rat), 972 nucleotides. RefSeq lists its product as uncharacterized. The coding region runs from base 1 to 972 and encodes 323 amino acids. NCBI's taxonomy places the organism in Eukaryota, Metazoa, Chordata, Mammalia, Rodentia, Muridae. The record is from RefSeq and is a predicted model, not a curated record. The transcript is spliced from 5 exons.
AUGGCAGGUCGGACCCUAGCUCUGCGAUAUGGGCCCCCUUGGUCCCCCGUUUCUGAAACUGAGGUGCUUGGAGCCUGGCCCAACUGGCAUCUCACCAGCAGCGGGGUCGCCCACCACAGGAUCCCACAGGCGUCCUUUCCUCCGCCUGCUCUACAGUGUACGGUCAAGGAGCCCCUGCCUGCGGCCUUGAAACAGGACCCACACAUCUGGGCUUUCGACGAAGUCAUCAGCAGAUGGGAAACCACCUCAGGCUCAGCACACACACCGAAGUGGGGCAGUGGCCCCUGUGCUCAGCCCAAGGCACCAGAACAUGAGGACCCCAGGCGGACACUAGGCAUCAAGUCUUUGGCAGAAAAGCUAAGGAGACAUGAAGGCCUGGGUGUCCCUCUGACCACAAAAUACCAGAUCAGUGAGACGAAAGCACAGUACAAGGACUGGCCAGAUCUGGAUCAGAGUGACCCCCUCUUGGCAGAGCCCCUAUCCCUGGAGCUCGCUGACCACCAUCGAGGGGGACCUUCUCAGGCCCUAAUCCCCUGGACGAGGAACCCCAAGUUGGCUGGCCAACCCUUCACAGUGAACAAGAUGGGUGUCCUCGAUCGUCUCCAACCUUACAUGACCACUUCUGCACGGGAUUUCUCAAGGAAGUUGUCUGGAUAUCCCUACCAGAAAUCGGAGAUUUGCCAGAGCUGGCCCAAGAAGGCAUCUCGCCGUGAGCUGAAAAGUUUACCCAGCGUACGCGCAGCCCGCGCAGGCCCAUCACAACCGAUCGUGCCAAACUUGGGAGCCCUGCCUCUGACCCGGGAGUCCUACAGACCCCCGAUACACCCGUUCUGUGGGAUGGACCGCAUUUGGCUAGUAGACGCACCCUGGGGAGGCCUCCACCGGAAUCCAGUGCCAGGCAUCUACAGUGUACCGAAGGCCUACCGCACUGAGAAUUCCCGCUAUGGGAGUGCCAGGAGGGAGCUGGUGUGA